GCUGAUCCCUGUCACAUUCCUGUAUACAUUUCUUCAUGAGGCUCUCUGGAACCAUGGCAGGCGCUUUAAGGAAGGGAUAUCAUAAACAGUUCAAGUCGCUUUGCCAUAGUGCAGUUUCUUGCAGGUAUUUAUCAAGCAAUGAGAAGCCAAAAAUGCCUCCAUGUGAUUUUAUACCGGAGGAGUACAAGGGUAUUCCAUAUGAAGAAAUCUUAAGCAUCCGCAAGAAAAACUUAUCUGCAUUGUCGACCUAUUACAAGAAGCCCAUCCUGGCGCACCAGGGACACAUGCAAUGGCUGUUCGAUCAUGAGGGGAAGCGUUACCUGGAUCUCUUUGGAGGGAUUGUUACUGUCAGUGUUGGACAUUGCCACCCGAAAGUUACAGAAACAGUUAAGAGACAGAUGGACCGUCUCUGGCACACAACCAAUAUUUACUUACAUUCUCCAAUCCAUGAAUAUGCUGAGAAGCUGUUGAGUCGCAUGCCUGGGAAACUAAAGGUGCUUUACCUGACUAACUGCGGUUCAGAGGCCAAUGACUUGGCAAUGUUUAUUGCAAGACAAUAUACAGGCAAUUUUGAUAUAAUUAGUUUAAGAAGUGGCUAUCACGGGGCCGGUCCAUACGCCCUAGGGGUAACAGCACACUCCGCUUACAAGCCAGGAGUGGCCAAUGGAUUUGGUUGCCACACGACGAUGUGUCCUGACGUGUUUCGGGGUAUAUGGGGCGGAAGUCAUUGCAGGGAUUCCCCAGUGCAGACCACGCGAACCUGCUCAUGUUCUCCUGGUUCCUGUGAUGCCAAAGACAGAUAUAUUGAGCAGCUUAAGGAAACUCUGGACACCAGCGCUGCAAAGAAACUGGCUGCCUUCAUUGCUGAACCCAUAAUGGGCGUUGGGGGAGCCGUUCAGUAUCCCAGGAACUUUUUAAAGGAGGCUUAUGAACUUAUACGGGAGAGAGGAGGCCUGUGCAUUGCAGAUGAAGUUCAGACUGGCUUUGGCAGGACAGGGAGCCAUUACUGGGGAUUUCAGACUCAUGAUGUUAUCCCCGAUAUUGUGACUAUGGCGAAGGGUAUUGGCAAUGGAUUUCCUAUGGCUGCCGUUGUCACCACAGAAGAGAUUGCAAGCUCUUUUACCCAGGCCUUGUACUUCAACACCUUUGGUGGCAAUCCUAUGGCAUGUUCUGUAGGCUCUGCUGUACUGGAUGCUAUUGAAGAGGGUGGCCUGCAGAAUAACUGUGCCGUGGUUGGAACCCAUUUAUUACAGGAGCUGGCAAAACUACGGGAUAAGUUUGAGAUUGUUGGAGAUGUUCGUGGAAAAGGACUGAUGAUCGGAGUGGAGAUGGUAAAGGACAAGAAAACACUCAAACCACUGCCGGCAGAAGAGAUGAGCCUCAUCUGGGAAGAAUGCAAAGACAACGGGGUUCUGCUUGGCAAAGGAGGACUAUACAAUAAUACAUUUCGGUUGAAACCUCCCAUGUGCAUCACAAAAGAAGAUGCUGAUUUUGGUGUAGCCGUCCUUGAGGGAGCACUAAUUAAACACAAGGAGGCGAUUUCAAGAUGAAGUGGGAAUUGCGAACUCUAGGCCUCAAUCAAGGCAUCUCAAGUCAGCAUUAGCAGUGUUAGC
Messenger RNA from Nanorana parkeri, 1613 nucleotides. It is a transcript of the gene AGXT2, whose product is annotated as alanine--glyoxylate aminotransferase 2. The transcript is spliced from 14 exons. Gene Ontology annotation, cellular component: mitochondrion. Lineage: Eukaryota; Metazoa; Chordata; Amphibia; Anura; Dicroglossidae. Gene Ontology annotation, molecular function: L-alanine:glyoxylate transaminase activity; pyridoxal phosphate binding. Gene Ontology annotation, biological process: glyoxylate catabolic process. The record is from RefSeq and is a predicted model, not a curated record. The coding region runs from base 36 to 1550 and encodes 504 amino acids.